GCGGGAGCGCCCCCCUCUCGGGGAGCCCCGGAGCCGGGCCCGGCGCGCCGGAGGUCCCCUCCCAGCCACAUGCCUCCGCCCCGCGCCGCCGGCAGCCCUGCGCCCAGCCCCUCGCCCCUGCGCCGCCGGAGCCGGCGUGCCGACAGCAUGAUCGCCGCCGCCGCCGCCGGGCCGCGGCCGGAGGGCAGGUACCCGCUGCACCGCCUGGUCUGGCACAACCGAGCCCGCGAGCUGGACCGCGAGCUCAGCACCCAGCAGGUGGACAUUGAGCAGCUGGACCCGCGGGGCCGCACGCUGCACCUCGCCACCACGCUGGGCCACCUGGACUGCGCCAGGGUCCUGCUCCAGCAUGGAGCUGAUGUGGGCAAGGAGAACCGCAGCGGCUGGACAGUGCUCCAAGAGGCAGUGAGCACCCGUGACCUGGAGCUGGUGCAGCUGGUCCUGCGGUACCGUGAUUAUCAGCGAGCCGUCAAGCGCCUGGCCGGGAUCCCCAUCUUGCUGGAGAAGCUACGCAAGGCCCAGGAUUUCUACGUGGAGAUGAAAUGGGAAUUCACCAGCUGGGUGCCCUUGGUCUCCAAGAUCUGCCCCAGCGACACCUACAAGGUGUGGAAGAGCGGCCAGAACCUGCGUGUGGACACGACGCUGCUUGGCUUCGACCACAUGACCUGGCAGCGGGGAAACCGCAGCUUCGUCUUCCGGGGACAAGACACCAGCGCGGUGGUGCUGGAGAUCGACCACGACCGGCAGGUGGUGUACUCCGAGACGCUGGCCCUGGCCAGCCACGACCGCGAGGGCCUGCUGGCUGCCGUGCAGCCCACUGAGGAGCAGGUGAUGGGCCGGCUCACCGCGCCCGUCGUCACCACACAGCUCGACACCAAGAACAUCGCCUUCGAGAGGAACAAGACGGGGCUUCUGGGCUGGCGGAGCGAGAAGACAGAGGUGGUGAACGGGUACGAGGCCAAGGUUUACGGUGCGUCCAAUGUGGAGCUGAUCACACGGACGCGGACGGAGCACCUCUCCGACCAGCACAAGGGCAAGAGCAAAGGCAGCAAGACCCCGCUGCAGUCCUUCCUGGGGAUCGCCGAGCAGCAUGUGGGGCCCAGCAAUGGGACGCUGAUCACGCAGACCCGGAGCCCCACCAACCCCACGGCCAUCACCCCCGAGGAGUACUUCGACCCCAGCUUCGAGCUAGGCAGCAGAGACAUGGGGCGCCCCAUGGAGCUCACCACCAAGACGCAGAAGUUCAAGGCCAAGCUGUGGCUGUGUGAGGAUCACCCGCUGUCCCUGUGCGAGCAGGUGGGGCCGAUCAUCGACCUCAUGGCCAUAAGCAACGCGCUGUUCGCCAAGCUCCGGGAUUUCAUCACGCUCCGCCUCCCGCCUGGCUUCCCCGUCAAGAUAGAAAUCCCCAUUUUCCACAUCCUCAACGCCCGCAUCACCUUCGGGAACCUCAACGGCUGCGACGAGCCCGUCAGCUCUGUGCGCCGCAGCUCCGGCAGCGAGGCGCCCUCGCCUAGCAGCGACUCCUCCAGCGUCAGCAGCUCCAGCUCCCUGGCCUCCUGCCGGGCCUGUGAGAUGGACCUGUCCCUGUUCGAGGCCCCGCCCGGGUACAGCGUGCUGGGCAGCCAGCGGGACGCCAUGCGCGAGGAGGACGACGACCUGCUGCAGUUCGCCAUCCAACAGAGCCUGCUGGAGGCGGGCACUGAGUACGACCAGGUGACCAUCUGGGAAGCUUUGACCAACAGCAAGCCGGGCACACACCCCAUGUCCCAGGAGGGCCGGCGAGGAGACAGGUCACCCCAGCACACACCUCCGCCGCGGCAGGCCGGCCCCCAGCAGCAAGGCCGGGGCAGCGGUGGGCCCAGCCCCCUGUUCCGCAGCUACGGCGAGCAGCUGCGCCUGGCCAUGGAGCUGUCGGCGCGGGAGCAGGCAGAGGCGGAGCAGCGCACGCGGCAGGAGGAGGAGGAGCUGCGGCGAAUCCUGCAGCUCUCGCUGACCGAGCAGUAGCCCAGCGCCUGCGACGGGCCCUGCAGCUCUUGCCCAGCUCGCGCUGAGCCGGGCCCGGCCUGUGGCCCGGGGUGGGCCUUCCCUGGGCCGCGGCGGGGUGGCAGCGGUGCCCACGUGAGCAGAGAGGUGCUGGCCCGCCGCAGAUGCCAUCGAACGGAGCCAUUCAGAGACCAUGCCAAGAACACUGCCAGGGGCACAGGGCUGCCCCGCCAGGAGGAGACUCGGCUGCGUCAGAGGGAGGUGGGAGCCCCGGUGGUGCCGCUUACGGUGCCCUGCGCCCCAGAGGGAGUGGGCUGGCUCCCCAUGCCCCCCGGACUCCUCAUUAACCCUCGCCUGCCCUGGGCAGCCCCAAUGACCCAGGCCCGGCCAGUGAGGGGCAGAGAUUGCGGGCCUGGGGUGGAGUUUACAGAAUGGGGAGAGGGCACCGUGCCUGUGGGGGAGGAGAGGACGGGGCUGCGGCGGCAGGAGGUGACCUGCUGCGAGGCAGGGGGCACGCCGAGGCCCCUUACUCACGCCCCAGUCCCAGUGGGUGGGUACUCACCAGCUACAGCCAGCUGUAGGGGCUGGCAGAGCAGGGGGUGGAGAGCCCAGGGCUGGGCUAGCAAGAGGCUGUGGGUCAGGAGUGAGGGGCACCAGCAGAGCUGUGGGUCAGGAAGGGAGGGUGCUAGCUAAGCAGUGUGGGGCCCAGAGGCAGGGCCGGAUGGGGUGAGCUGCGCAGGGAAGCAGGAACGCUGCUGCAUGGUGAUACCAGGAGCUGCUCCCCCCCCCCCACCCCGUGCUGCCUGGACUAGGCCCCUUACCCUGCCCCUCCCCUCCCCUGGCAGCUGAGCCUGUCUGAGCCUCCCGCCCCCUGUGACCCACAGCAAGGGCAGGGCCCUGCUGCACACACUCUCCCCCCCACUGUGGGCUCACAGAGGCCCCCAAGUCUUCUGUGACCCAGGGACACUGCCCAACUCCCCCAGGCCUGGUGCCCAGAGCCCCUCCCCUACUGCCUGGCUGCAUGGGGCUUUGGCACUGCCAGCGGCCGGCCCUGACACAUUCACGCCUAUGCCAUGUGUGAGGCUGCUGGUGCCAGGCCCUGCCUUCCUGCCUCACCCCAGGGCUGCCCCCAGGAGCUGGGCCGGGGAACGAGCAGGGCCAGAGAUGGGGGAGGCUAGCACCCAGGGAGCCCCUAGGGAGGUGGGCACAGGGCAGGUAACCUCUGCCCUCCAUGCUGAACCCACGCCGGCUGUAGGCACCAGCUCCGUCUGCUGCCCUCGCAGCACGCGCCAGUCCCAGGGCUCCGUGGCACCGAUACAGCAUCAAGUGCACUUAGCCAGGAGCCAGGCCAGGCCUGUGGGCUGCCAGCCGCUUUGCCACUAACCACGGAGCCCCACCGGCCCAGCCCUGCCAGAGGCCACCCACCCCGCCAGGGCCGUGCCCAGAGCCUGCACCCUCCCCAGCCCCGUGGGGGUGCUGCCCAGGCAGGCCCUUGCCAGCACACUUAGGGUGGGCAUUUACCAAAGCCUGCUAGUGGGGGGAGGGGGCAGGGCAGGUGCUGCAGCCCCCACCCCAUGCCCAGGAGCCAUUCCCCAGAGGAAGCACUGCCCACCCGCUGACAGCCCAGCCCUGGGGCAGCCCACACACCUCCUUUGAGGUGCCCGGCUGGAGCUGACUCCUGAACUAUGGGGAGUGGGGGCAGGUUUCUCUGCCUGGACAGCACCUGCACCCCAGGCCGGGGGGUGUCUGCCAACACCAUCAUUAGGAUGGGGAGCCCCCUCCCCACUUUCCCUGGGACAGCCCAGCAUGGCGUGACUGCCCCCUGCUGGCCCUCCAGCUCUCAAGUGAGCCCACUGAGGGGGGUUGGGGGGGGAGUCAGGAGCACCCCCUGAGCCAGCCAUAGGUUCCUGCUGCCAGGCCCUCCCAGCCCACACGCUGCAGCCCCAUGGCCUGGGCGGAGGGGUUCCCUAGCACCCCCCGCAGCCCACACUCCUCACACAGGGUCCAAAACCCCAGAGAAACCUUACGUCAAAUGGUGCUAAGUCCCCGUGUCCCCCUGCCCCCGAGAACACAGCAGCCCUGUGCUGAGAUGGGGCCCAGGCCCACCCUGUGCCAGGCUGGGGGCACAGGCCUUUGCUCGGUUUGCACAGAGGACAGACCUUCUGGCAUGCCAGCGCAGGGGCGUGGCCCCGUGUACCCGGCUGGCAGGUCAACCCCCGCCUGAGGGGACCCACCGCCCGGCGAGGAGCCAUCUCACUGAAACCGGGGCAGCAGCGGGCGCUUGGCUCCCUCCCGAAGCUGUGACAGGGCAGGGACCUUUUCUUAGUCGCCCACGGCACCUCCCCACACCAACUGUACAGCAGGGGCUGGGGCACGUGGCCGGGGCACGUGGCCACGGCCUGGCGGGUGGGCCCGGCCCACAGGCUGCGAUCACGGUGGACGCCAAUAAAAGUCUUUAACAUUUG
Caretta caretta (loggerhead turtle) is the source of this 4448-nucleotide messenger RNA. It is a transcript of the gene ANKRD13B, whose product is annotated as ankyrin repeat domain 13B. Gene Ontology annotation, cellular component: cytoplasm. The record is from RefSeq and is a predicted model, not a curated record. Gene Ontology annotation, molecular function: protein binding. NCBI's taxonomy places the organism in Eukaryota, Metazoa, Chordata, Testudines, Cheloniidae.